Molecule: messenger RNA, 952 nt
Organism: Triticum dicoccoides
Lineage: Eukaryota; Viridiplantae; Streptophyta; Magnoliopsida; Poales; Poaceae
Product: inactive protein RESTRICTED TEV MOVEMENT 2-like
Exons: 2
Coding region: 74-727 (217 amino acids)
Biological process (GO): cellular response to heat
Source: RefSeq, a predicted model, not a curated record
CCGAUCCUCCUGAUCCACCCUCGCCUUACGAGACUCUUUCAGAGCAGCUCGCGCCACCUUUCGCCAGCUAGCCAUGGCCGCCGCACGGACCUACGUCGACUUCGUGCCGUCGCACGACCUCGUCGAGGACGCCGCCAAGCAGACCUUCGUCGUCAACCUCCCCGGGUUCAAGAAGGAGCACCUGAGGGUGCAGAUCGACAACUACGGCCGGCUGAGGGUCAGCGGCGAGCGGCCGCUCGAGGGCGGCCAGUGGAGCCGCUUCCGCAAGGAGUUCCAGGUCCCCGAGGGCUGCAACGCCGGCGGCAUCCGCGCCAGGUUCGAGAAGGACGGCGUCCUCCACGUCAUCAUGCCCAGGCUCACGCCCCUCGAGGACGCCCCAAAGUCAGCGGCAGACCACGAGGCGGAAGCUGCGCGGCACGCCGCUGCCGCAGAAGAGAAGAAGCGCCACGAGGAGAUGGAGGAGGACGCUAGGAAGCGUCGUGCGGGUGACGAGGACGACUACGCCAGCGACGACGGGGAAGGCGCACGCCAGCCGGCGUCUGCCGGCCGGCAGGCGUACGGCUUCGCCAGGGACCGGAGAAGGAGUGGGAUGGUGAGGGCACUGCUCCUCGCCGUGGCGGUGGCCUUGGUUGGCGUUGCUGGCCUGUAUGCUCGGUACAGGUGGAUGGACCCGUCGGCUGAGGCGGCGCCGGCAGAUGGUGCCACCGUCGGCCUCUCUGACUAUUGAUCACCAGCACCAAGCAUUCAUUCACACCGCUGAAGAUAAGAUCAUUCGGUAAAGAAAAACAGUGGACAAGAUACGGGACUGACUACACGAGCUGCCUGAAAUACUACGUGUAAAUAUGAUCUCACUACUGUAACUUAUACACACUAAUAAGCUUGCACGUGCAAUGCACGUCUCAUUUGACUUAAAAGUUUGAAUAUGCAAAGCUUCAGUAAAUUCCAAUCCACA